AUGGCUAGCUUCACUGAGAACUCCUUCCCGGCCGGAUACGAGAGCGACGCGAGCAACGACGAGUGGGACAUCGGGUCCUGUUUGGAUGGGAAGGCUCUCCCCAACAAGCAGGAUGGGGAUGACGCUCCCCCACAAGAUAAUGAGUCAUUGUUGAAAAGAGCCAUCAAUACAGGAGACGUUGGGACUGUUCAACAGCUGCUGGACGACGGCGUGUCCGUGGAGACCCGGCUCGGCUUUGACUGGACCCCUCUGAUGUGCGCCGUCGCCGUGGCCAACCACGACCUGGCCAAGCUGCUCCUGGACAGAGGGGCCAGCGCCAACUUCAGCAAAGAACACUGGACGGUGCUCAUGGCCGGCUGCACGGCGUCGGCCAGCGAGGACAACAUCGCCCGCUGUGUGGAGAUCCUGCUCUCCAGAAAUGCCGAUCCCAACAUGGUGGACAGGUCUGAAAUGACCUGCCUGAUGCUGGCGGCCAGGGACGGCUACAGUAAGGUCAUCAACCUGCUGGUCUCCCAUGGGGCCGAGGUCAACGUGCAGGACAGCAACGGCUACACGGCUUUGUCGAUGGCGGCGCAGUACGGCCGAGAGCAGGCCGUGCUGAAGCUCCUCCAGCUCGGAGCGGACAAGACUUUGAGGCUCAAGACCGGCGAGAGCCCCGCCGACCUGGCCGUGAGCUUCAAACACACACAGAUAAGCAGGAUCCUGGCGUCCUCGUCUCACAUCUCCAGCGUCCAGGCCUUCAGCUCCAUGGAGGAGACGCUCUCAAAGUUCUUCAAGACGAACUCUGAACCGACACCUUCAACGGAAAGCGUGACGAAGCUCAACGACCUCGAGCUCCUGCUUCACGGCCUCGGCCUCGGCUACCUCGCCGACGUCAUGGCCGAACAUGACAUCACCUGGAGCUACCUGCUGACCAUGGAGAAGGAGGACCUGGCUAAGGUGGGCAUCAGCGACCCUGAGCAGCAGAAGGUUCUGGGAGCCGUGCAGCAGAUGCACCUGGACAAAGUGGACCUGGACACCAUCGGCCUGCCGGGCCUCGCAGACAGCGGGGUGGAGGACCUGCAGACCUUCCUGCUCAGCGUGAGGCAUCAGUGCUGCUACCUGACGGAGACGGUGCAGGACGUCAUCGGGCGCUUCCCUCGCCACGCCUCGCAGCUCGUCUUCUCGCUGGACCCCAAGAGGGAGGACCAGGCCGCCUGCAACCAGCUGGUGGUCCAGACCAGAGACCUGCAGAAGGAGGUCACCUGCCUCCGCAAUCUGCUGUGCCAGAUGAACGGGGCCUCGGAUGUCUUCCAGCGGCCUCAGCCCGGUUCCCGUAGCAACGGGCGGAUGUGGUUGGCCAGCGUCUCCCUGCUGGGCGCCGCCCUGCUGCUCUACAAGGCGGCCGGCGGGAGGCUGAAGCUGCUUCACUUAAUCCGCUCGCUGUAAUAUUGUCAUCAUAAUGGUGUUAUUGGUUGUUCAUGACCUUAUAAGGACUGUUGACAAGACGACGUUUGGUUUGUUUACAUGUCCUGCUGCUUCCUUUCACACGUUGCUCCAUCAGACUUUGAUUUAUGUGUUUUUUUUGUGUUUUAAAAAUUAAAGUUUCUAUUAAAGAGCA
Molecule: messenger RNA, 1600 nt
Organism: Pseudoliparis swirei
Lineage: Eukaryota; Metazoa; Chordata; Actinopteri; Perciformes; Liparidae
Gene: asz1
Product: ankyrin repeat, SAM and basic leucine zipper domain containing 1
Exons: 13
Coding region: 1-1428 (475 amino acids)
Biological process (GO): piRNA processing
Cellular component (GO): pi-body
Molecular function (GO): protein binding
Source: RefSeq, a predicted model, not a curated record